Messenger RNA from Camponotus floridanus (Florida carpenter ant), 1304 nucleotides. RefSeq names its product adenylate cyclase, terminal-differentiation specific. The coding region runs from base 129 to 1046 and encodes 305 amino acids. NCBI's taxonomy places the organism in Eukaryota, Metazoa, Arthropoda, Insecta, Hymenoptera, Formicidae. The record is from RefSeq and is a predicted model, not a curated record. The transcript has 3 exons.
AGCCGUGUACCCGCGCCGCCAAUUACGUCGGGGAGACCAGGACUAUAUAGAAGAGCUACGCCGGCUCCACCGGUUGAUUUCUGCGAGUAAAGUCGACGCGAUCAUCCGCAUACAUCUCUCUCUCCGCCAUGAAACUAUCAAUAUUUCUUAUUACGGUAAUUUCGACCGCGUGGGCGCAAACAAAAAAUGUAGAGAGAUCUGUUCGCAAUCCGCAAGGGCAAAUCAAAUACGACGAAAUUGAUGGCUCGCGUGUCAAUUUGAAGUACAUCACACCUGGGAAUCAGUGGCAACUGGCGAAUGCACAGCGACCCCAACGUGCCGAGGGCGGCUCGUCCCAUCAUCUUCGACAAACUCAGCAAACUACAGCUCCGCAGUAUCGAGCUCCGGCACCGCAGCCUCAAUCCCAGAAAGCUCAGCAGCAGGUGAAGACUCCACAAUACUACAGUUACAAGCCAUAUUCCGCGGUGCCGGGUCAUAUCAGGCAACUGAUCGAUUCGGUCUAUCAGCCACAAGUUCCCUAUGUUGAUCCUUCAUCCUUCCUCUACGGCGGCGGAUACGCACCGCCGCAGCAACCAGCUCCGUCUGCUUCCGAAAUUCCUCAAGCUGCCUACCAGCAACCAUCAGCGAGGUACCAGUCGAUCGAUCCUCAAAGAUAUAACGAUAGGACAGAGCGUCAGGAUAGAGUCGCCUACAAGGAGGAUUACGAACAGCAGCAGCAGGAACAACAACAACAACAACAACAGCAACAACAAGUCGCUACGUCGCCGUUUGGAACUCUACCUGAGCCUCCAACACCUAUAUUGUAUCUGGAUAAGAAUAUGCCUACGGAGAUUAAGCAAUUGUUACAGUAUCAAGCGCAGAUACCGUACGAUGUCACGGCAAAUCGCAUUCAAUAUACACCGAAGAACAUCUUUAUUCCCAAACCAUUGUCAGAUGAUGCCAAAGGACCUCAUUACUAUCGUAGUAAGGUGUACUACCCGAGCGACGAGAAUGUCGAUGCGGAAUAUUCGCAGGACCAACCGAUUGACGAGGGCCAGAGUCAUUAAUUAUCUGGCCUUUAAUUACGACUUGUAUAAAUUAAUAUUCUAUUUCGAUAAGCUUUUUGAAGUGAGAAAUUGUUAGCUCAUCUAGAGACUCGAAUUUUAUUUUCAUUGAUGAAAAUGACUUUUGGCGUCAUCAGGAUUUUGUUAAGAUGAGCAUCUUAUGCGUCUUAAAUUAUUUGCAUCAUUUAUUGACGCUUUGACAUGUCUUGCAUUACCGUGUAUUUUUUAAUAAUAGUUUCUUGACGUAAGAAUUAAAUGUAA